AUGCCCCGAGACCGCCCAACCUUCCUGACACUCCCCGUCGAGCUCCGACUCGAGAUAUACACGUACCUCCUCGUCCUCCCGCCACCACCGCCCCGCGAAACCCUCCAAGCUACUUACCGCUGCUCCUACGCCGCCUCACCCUCAGGCUCCUCUCUCACAACAACAAACUCCAAACCGACCCUAUAUCCUCAAAUCCUACGAGUCAACACCCAAACCUACUACGAAGCCCUCCCCGUCCUGUACGGCCAAAACACCUUUUCCGCCCACCCCGUCCGCCUCACCGCGCAGCCAACGCUCUACCACCCGUACUGCACCCCUUGCCGGCCAGUCGCGACCAUCCUCGGGACAAAUUUCGCCCCAACCGCCAUCUCCGGGGAGAGGAAACCCGCCCUUUCCACCACCAACCCCAACACCCACCUGAUCAAAAAAUGGCAUCUCCGCCUGCGCCUCGACCCCCCGCCCGCGACCAACCAACCAUCCCAAAGCCAUAACACCACCACCAACAACAACAACAACGAGAACGACGCAACCCGCACCGUACCCGCGGGCCUAGGCGCAUCCUUCAGCCACGCCGACGUCCUCACUCUCGACCUCUGGCGCGGGCUGCCAGCGGCGCGCACGCCCAACGCCAACACCAACACCACCAACGGCAACAACAACACCAACGGCGACACCGACGGCGGCACUACCACCAACAUCGUCGACAUCGGCGUGCACACGCUCCUGGCCGUUCGAGCAGGUAGAAAGAAAUCACAAUCCUGGAAAAUAUCCGGUAACGCCUGCUGCCGCGAUGCAUGCCAUUCAAAUGGUCUUCUUGUCUUUGGAAACGGCCGUCUACCCGUUUACCGGGUCGAUCGCUGA
This is a messenger RNA of Chaetomium globosum CBS 148.51, 861 nucleotides long. RefSeq lists its product as uncharacterized. Lineage: Eukaryota; Fungi; Ascomycota; Sordariomycetes; Sordariales; Chaetomiaceae. The coding region runs from base 1 to 861 and encodes 286 amino acids. The record is from RefSeq and is a predicted model, not a curated record. The transcript has 2 exons.